This is a messenger RNA of Varanus komodoensis (Komodo dragon), 2244 nucleotides long. RefSeq names its product adaptor related protein complex 2 subunit sigma 1 (gene AP2S1). Gene Ontology annotation, cellular component: membrane coat; AP-2 adaptor complex; intracellular membrane-bounded organelle. The record is from RefSeq and is a predicted model, not a curated record. The transcript has 6 exons. Gene Ontology annotation, molecular function: clathrin-cargo adaptor activity. The coding region runs from base 1232 to 1726 and encodes 164 amino acids. Gene Ontology annotation, biological process: clathrin-dependent endocytosis; intracellular protein transport. Lineage: Eukaryota; Metazoa; Chordata; Lepidosauria; Squamata; Varanidae.
ACUACAAUUCCCGGCUUGCUCAGGGGCUCGCCGGAUAUCUGGCAGGAAAGGAGAGUAAGGGGUGGGGAGCUGAGCCCGCUACCCCUUAGCUGUGUUUGGAAGGAGGAAUUCGGGGCAGCGACCACCAUGAAGUAGAAAGCACCCUUCUGAAUAUGCUGUGGGGCAAGGGGAAGGAUGUGCUGCCCUCCAGAUGCACACUCUUUAAUCUCUCACCAUUGGCCUCGGAGUUGCAGUCCAGCAAUGUCUGGGUGGCUGGGGCUGUUUGAAGAGCCCCCCCUCAAGCAGAGCUCCGGAUGUGACCUGUUUCAAAUCUAAAGGAAGCGAGGAUGAACCAAAGGAUGAACUUUGGAAACAGUCUCCUGGGAAGAGCAGGCAAGAUGCUCAGCCCCGGAGGCUUGGACUGCAGCCUUGAGAUCUUGGCCUGAAUCCCUGCUUGCAAUGAUCACCUGCUUCUCCAUGGCAUGCAGGUGUUUGUGAACUGGGCCAGGUUCCGAAUGUCAAGACACCUUCCGUGUUGGGAUAUUUAAAAAAGCGACUGCAGCUGGCAAGAGCCACCUUCUUCACCAAGUUUUGAGCUAAUAGGUGGCUCACCUACCUUGUAGGGCAGCUUUCCCCAACCUGGUGCCCUUCAGAUAUGCUGGUGAUGCUGGCUGGGAAUCAUGGGAGUUGUGGUCCAGUACAUCUGGAAGGCACUGGAUUGGAGGGAGGCUAUCGUAGGCCUUUGUCUCUGGGAGGCAAAGUUCUGAUUGCUGAACUGUUUGUACAGAGCAUGGGUGGCCGACUGGUGUUGAAAGGGGCUGCAGCAGGGAGAGGAGGGCUCUCUGAAGAGGCUGCCCGUGGUUUGUGCCUCUGUGUGGCAUCGGACUCACACUCCCUGCCCCUUCCAUGUUGCACUGUGGCUUGCUCAGGGCCCCAGUAGAUCAGACGUAAACGCACUCCAAGCCCCAUAUCAAGGCUGCGUGUCCGUGGUCAUGUGCGUUGGGGUGCCCUUUGCCUUGUACUUCACCUAGCUUUUUGGACAGCUGUCACUGUUUAGUUUCUGCAACAGGAAAAUUACAUGGACGUGUUUCCUGAUUAAUCCAAAAAGAAGUGCCUUAAGAUUAAGUUUGAUUACCAUUCACACUUGGAGGCAGGCAAGGAAGACUCAUCUUCAUGUAAUGUUGGAGUGGAUAGUAAGCCAUCUGCUGUUUGUCUCUGCUGAUUUUGCUGGGCUGGGUCACUCUCCUAUCUCAUGAACACACCAAGAAGGAAGAGGAGUUCAGCACGGAGGCUGACAAGAAAGGACAGCUCUGUUCUUCAGAUCCGCUUUAUUCUGAUCCAGAACCGGGCUGGCAAAACACGCCUGGCCAAGUGGUACAUGCAGUUUGAUGACGACGAGAAGCAAAAGCUCAUUGAGGAGGUCCAUGCAGUGGUCACUGUGAGGGAUGCAAAGCACACCAACUUUGUUGAGUUCCGAAACUUCAAGAUCAUCUACAGGCGCUACGCAGGGCUCUAUUUCUGUAUCUGCGUGGAUGUGAACGACAACAACCUGGCUUACCUAGAAGCCAUUCACAACUUUGUGGAGGUAUUGAAUGAGUAUUUCCACAACGUCUGUGAGCUUGACCUCGUGUUCAACUUCUACAAGGUUUACACUGUAGUGGAUGAGAUGUUCCUAGCCGGCGAGAUCCGUGAGACCAGCCAGACGAAGGUCUUGAAGCAGCUCCUCAUGUUGCAGUCCUUGGAAUGAGACACCGGGGAAGAGCUGGGAGGCUGUGUCAAAGCUCUCCUUGCGGGAUCCUGCCACUACUCUUCCGGGCUCAUCUCUCUUCAGCCAGUUCCCUGAAUCAAUGACUUGCUCAGAGCAAAUCUUGCCACUUAACCCUUAGUUGGAGGCUGGUGGGGAGGAAGACUCUUGAAUUCGGCAUCUGUUUUGGAUUUCUAGUCCUCCUUUUCCCUGCAUGGAAGAAAGAGGGGGAGGGCGGAGAACUCCCAGGUGGGGGCUGGGCUGCUUUUCUGAAAAGGGGUGGGGGGAAUAAAAGCGCAGAGAGCUCCCAUCAUCUCCCUUUUGCCACCCUCCAGUGCACCCUCCAUCCACACCUCCAGCCCCCGGUCUGCUGCCCCCACCCAUUCAUGUAAUUGUGUUGUGCCGCGUCUGCAGUAGAAAAGGGACCAUAACUGUGUAUGUGUGGCGAGUGAUGAGCGAUGGGUCGUACUGCCAGUAAAGUGAUGUGUGGAAAUAAAGCAUCCGUGAACUACUUAAAACAA